CUCCGUCUCUCGUGUAUCUACAGUCAACACUCCACCCGAGAAGCCCAGCCGACACACCGGUACCCUCGGCUCCGGCCUCCGCCGUCCCCUCCCGAAAAUUGAACCGGCGAGGGGACCCAUUCCAUAGAGAGGAGCGCCCCACCCGCUCCUCUGCGCCCCCUCUCGCCGACGGCCGGCCUCCCUCGGGGACUCCGCCAUCCGACGCCGCGGGAACUGCCAUUUAAACCUGAAUAUCUACGUGGCUGCACUGGAGUACCAUGGCGUCCUGUCCUUUGCAUGUCAUGAAUCUGUUGAUCAUAGUUUUGUUGGCAGUUAUCUACAUGCAUGUACCAGCCACUGCCAUCAUAGCUGUUCCAAGUUCAAAUUGCUAUACCUUUGACAAUGAAAGCCGCCUUGUGGAUUUUACACAUCUGGUUGGAAAGGAUUUCGAAUAUAAUGAAAAGGGCUUGCAACCCUCUGAUUUGGUCGUCGAGUUCUGCAAAGAUGUGCAGAAAAGAUCUCAAGGGGGUUACAUUGAGUUUGGACGUUUUGUCAGUUCUCACUCUUUUCUAACUGGUUCAGAACAUAUUGACUACAUUCAGAAAUUCCAGUAUGGAGAUUUAGUGCACUGUGAAACUACCUUUGAAAAGAUGGGUCGCACAGCACAGGUAAAUAUCAUAUGUGGACAUUGCUCAAGUAAAGUGUGCAAAGAUGAACAAGGAUGCAUUUGCAGCGUAUAUUACGCUGAACGGAUGUGCAGAGUGGUUGUUGAACUUGCUAUAUCUUGUGCUAAAAGUGGUCCAAGAGUAUUUAAGGGUUUCACUGUGGGAUUUCAUCCCCGGUCAUCGGAAAUCGUUUAUAAUGGAUUGACUCAGCUGGGAUUUGAACAACUUCAUCAUGGAUUUAGUUUUCAGACUGAGCAGAUUCAUGUGUCUCUAUAUCUUAGUGCUAUGUCUUCCCUCUCAGGCCUUGUUGGAAAACCUACCUUCAAGGUUAAUCCAGUGAAAGGGCUUGGUGUUACACUUACAGGAUCCGGGGUCAAUGGUGCCAUGCCUACUACCCUGUCUCCUACAGUUCUGAAUGUGGAUUGGAGAUGUGAAAUUGUGCGAAGCAGUCCUUACGAGGUCAAUGUUUUGAUCCCAGUGAAGGGCUAUGAUCCAAUCGAAUUUACACUUACCAAAGAAUGUGGUUACACACAAGAAAAAGAGGGUUAUCCUAUGAAAGGCUGGGCAACAUUUGGAAUUAUUUCUUGCAUUUUCAUUGUCUUGUCAAGUCUACUUUGUUGUGGAGGGUUCGUCUACAAAACGCGUGUGGAGCAUCUGUAUGGUUUAGAUGCGCUGCCUGGGAUGGCCAUCUUGUCUGCCCUUCUGGACGCUGUUGGCAGACCAGGAGACUACUUGCGAGUGGAUAAUCGUAUUGAAAAUCACGCAAGCCAAGCAUCUUGGGAAAGCUCACCUGGUACCACACAAGCAGCACAGAGGACAAAUGAUAGGACAUAUGGGUCGACAUGAACUAAAGCAUAUGUAGCUCUAAGGAUUAUUUCUUGCAGAUGCCUAGUGGUCGGAUGGUUCAGAAUUCGGAAGAUGCCAGCUUAUGGUGCAUUUCGGUGAAUUGAUUCGAAGUCCGGUUUUUCUGCGAUCUAGGAAUUUGUCCAAAUCGUUUGUAGACUGGUAUGCGUAGAUCUAUUUUCUUUUGAUGAACCAGUAGGGUUUCCCCUACCUGAUUAAUAUCUGUCAACUGAAAGUAGUUAGAGCAGUUGGUCUAUUUUCCUCCGGAUGGAAUCUAUCAGUUCCAAUGGAAAUCCUUCGUUUAGUACUUGGAGGGUGAUAUAUAGUACCUGUCAUUACAAUACUACUGUACUUGCAACGGCAGCAGAGUCAGUUGGAAGUAGUUUCGAAUCGUCGUACAAUGGCAGUAAUUACGUGCAGUCCCAGCAAGAAACAAAUCAGGUGGUGGUACUGAAAUAAGAUGGCGUGCAUAUAUGCUUCUUGCACACUAGUGGCCUUGCAA
Phragmites australis (common reed) is the source of this 1989-nucleotide messenger RNA. RefSeq lists its product as uncharacterized. The transcript is spliced from 19 exons. Lineage: Eukaryota; Viridiplantae; Streptophyta; Magnoliopsida; Poales; Poaceae. The record is from RefSeq and is a predicted model, not a curated record. The coding region runs from base 258 to 1490 and encodes 410 amino acids.